GGCAACGCUCCUAGUUAUAGCUGAACGAAGCCAUGUGAGGAUCUGUAAAAUGGCGGCGCAGUGGCGUAGAAAAGAUGAGCAUAUAAUCACCGGCAACACGGACUUUCUGACCGCAAACACAUUCAAUGAGGCUGUCCUGGGUAAAGGGGAAGUCAGUGAUCUGGAAAUGGACACUCACUCCUGCCUGGACCCUUCCAUCCUGGCUAUGUUUGAAGACUCCGCCGUAGCUGCAGAGACUAGGAGCAGACUGGAUGAGGAGAGUGAGGCCACGUUGUUGACAGCUCUAACAGAGAUACUGGACAGUGUUGACGAUGAGACCCUGUCUCCCUUUGACACCCUGCCUGACACUGGGCUCUUCUCUGACCAGAGGCUACGGGACAACUCCCCGUUGAGGCGGCUGCUGAGUUUAACACGGUCUCCACCUGAUAAAGAAGCACUCUUUCGUUCCAUAAAGACCCCCUCUUCAUCUUCAUCCCCCUCUUCCUCUGUUGGAAAGGUUGAGACAGUCAUUACUGACAGACCCAGGAGGGCUAGGCUAACUCCCAGAGCCCAGGGCUCUUCCACAUCCAUACAGAGGAGCGAUGGAGAGGAGGAGGAAAGGAGUGAUACAGAAGAGGAGGAGGGCGGCAAGGUCCACAUUCACAGUCCGCCUCGGGGCUUCAAUCUGACCAAUCAGGACUCGGGAGAACUCUCCCUCGACCAAUCAGAAGUGAGAGCGCUGAACUCUGUAGAGAAGGACCAUGGCUACUCCUCUACAGUGUCCCUGGUGGACCUGGUGAAACUCAUGCACCCCUACUGCCUGAGGGUGUGCCUGGAUGAGGAGGGGAAGGACUGGAUCGGCACAUCCAGGCAGGAGGCCUCCUCCCUGGGGGAAUGGAGCGCGGACCAGAGAGUACCCCUUGAGGGCGAGGUGUGGAGGUAUACGAAGCCUGGUUCGGAAGAGAGCGACGAGGAAAUUGAUGUGGACGGAUCAGAUGACGAGUGUCCCUCGGGAGGAGGGAUGAAGAAUGAGAAAGGGGGGGAUGGAGAACAGGGAAGUAAAGGUGAAGAAGUGAAGCAACUAAAAAGUCUACUUGUGAAGUGGGAUGGGCCCAAAGAAGGCCAGAAGACCAAGAACAAAAAAAGAGUGAGCUUCGGACCUGUCCUGGUGACAUCCUACGAGCUACCAGAAACAGACGAACUUGACUUAAACGUGCUCCCGGACUUGAGCGAGCUCACCAGCCAAAUCCCCAUUUUUGACUUCAACACCAAAACAAUGACCAUUUCCCUCACAACAUCCUCUCCAGAGUCUUCAGCAGCAUCUUCAAAGGACAACCAACAUCCGGUUGAAACUGGCUUACCUGAAAGGACCGGAGAUAAGUCGUCGGAGCCUCCACCACAGCAAGGCGAGUCCAAGCCCAGACCGGCCCUCAGUCUUCAGCAGUACCGCCUGCUGCGCCAGCAGAAAAGACUACCCCUGGUGGUGAAACCUGAGAAUUACACCACCAAAUGGCCCUCUCUACCUGAAACCCCCAAGGAGUUGCCUCCUAUACCCUAUUUGCAAGGACCUAAAUAUAAUGUUUGGGGACCAACAACCACACAUCAUUACAUAGGAAGUAAAACAGGGGAUGAUGUCAGUGGAUUCAAGCCUAUAUCUAAGACUAGGACAAAGAUUGUCUCUCCUGCUUGUCCCAGUAAACCUGGUAAAGGCAUUGGCAUCAAUGGAUCAAAGCCUGUAAGAAGUGGGACUAAGACUUCUCCUGCCAGCUCAGCUUUAAAGCCCAAAUGCAGCUCAAUGGAAGCUAAAUCUGCUAAUUAUGUUGGUGUAUUAAAGCCUAUUUGGACUGAGACCAUCUCUCCUGCUAGUCCCUUACCAAGUCCCAACCUGAACUCCAACUCAGUGGCGGGUCUGGGCCAGAACAGGACUAGCCCAGAAAAGAGUGCUGUUGCGAUCAGUAGCGACCCCCCAAACCCUGUCCUGGUCCCACUACCAGGAACCCGUCCAUCUUUGGAUGGAUUUGAUAGGAGCCAUGGGACCAACCAAGAGAAGCAGGAACAAUCUCUACCUCUGUCCACCACCCAGGAGUCUCCGGCGCCCAAGCCCAAAAUGGUGUUCUGCAACCGGGAUCCAAGCCUGAAGAGCACCAGUCUCCUCCUUGAGAUCCAGCGGAGGUUCUCCACCAAACAACCAUUGCGGAAAGCACUUCACACCCAAAACACUGCAGAGACCAUGAAACAAGGGCAUCAGCCUCGCUCUCUCAGCCCAAGGAAAGGGAUUGAGACCGUACCAGAAGGGUCCAAGUUUUCCCCAAGUGCACCAGUAAUGGCAAGUCCGUCCUCCAGACCCUCAGUCCAUCCACCCACCAAUGCUGUUGUUGCUCCUUACCCAGAGAUGGAGAGGGCAAAGCGGGUAGCCCUUGGGAACCUCCCCCAUGUCCAACUGUCCACCUCUCCAGAGAGUAACACCUGCAUACAGACCCCUACCUGCGGCACAGGAAUCGAAGCCACAGAUCUGACCAGCCUUCUGGAGCGGUUUGAGGAGACACAAGCCAAAGAGGAGACUGAGAGUGAACCUGAAGGCAGUCCAGAUAGGAGCCCUGUUAGAGAUGAAGAGCUGAGCAACAACACUCAAGGGAUGCUGACACUGCUGGGUGCCUAUCUCCUCAGCACCCAAGAAAAACUCUGUGUUCCAGAACCCGCUAGCUUUCCAGAACUUGUCAACACACUUGAACCCCUCAGAACUCCGGAACCCCUCAGAGCUCCGGAACGUUGCGAUACUCAGGAACCUCUCAGCACCCAGAAUGUUCUCAGCACUCAGGAACAGGCCCCUGCACAGCCGCGCUGGAAACCGCUUACCCCUGUCGCACCUCAGAGGAAGCAACCGGCAACCCCCAAACCUCUCCCUCCCAAGGCCAUCCAAAUCAUCGACCCCCGUCCUCUACCACCCAAAAAGGCCCACCCCCUCCCCCCAAAGCCCCCUGUCACCCCCCCUGAGUUCCAGACACCAGUAUCUUUCUCCUCGGACCAUGACUACUGUCUAUCUCAGGAUCAACCAGGGAGUAAUACUACUACGCUAUGCAGCAAAAGACAAACGAUACUCACCGACCACCAACCAAUCACCAACCCCUCCUUAGUGCCUGGCACGCAGAACUCUGGGAAAUAUUUGCGCCAGCAGCAACCAAUGGACUCCAGGACUGUUCCAGAGACAGAACUUCCCUCAGACUCUGCUCCGCCAUCUACAGAUAGCUCCCCCUUUAGGACGGAUGCCAUUACUGCAGGGGAGACACAGGAAGAGAGAACCAGCCCCUGCAUCCCUUCCCCUCCUUCACCCAGUCCCCCUGCAAGAGGUAGGAGGUCGUCCCGGCGCUAUCGGACAAGGUCUUCAUGCUCGGACUCUAGCUCUAGGUCCCCUUCUUCAUCAUCAUCUUCCUCAUCCUCCUCCUACUCUCGAUCCAGGUCUCGCUCUCCACCCCGAAAGAGGUUCUGUCCCAGGCGUUCUGAAAGCAGCUCCUCAUCCUCUUGCUCCAGCUCCGUCUCCCGUUCCCCGGUUCCCUGCCGGUACCGGCUCCCCUACCCACAGUCCUGGAACCGCUCUCGGUCCACAUCAAAGUCCUGGACUCAGUCUGGUUCCAGAUCUAGGUCCAGGUCCCCCACCACACUGGCCUACAGCAGGGCCCAGAGGUGGAGGGACUGCUACAGCUCCAACAACGUCAGGGACUCCAGGAAGCGAAAGAGACAACAAGAUAUGAGGAAUCAAAAACUAAAAGCCAUAGACGAGCGCAGGGUGGUGUACGUGGGCCGCAUCCAGAGGACCAUGAUGCACACGGAGCUGAGAGAACGCUUCUCUCUGUUUGGAGAGGUGGAGGAAUGCACCCUGCACUUUAGAGACAGGGGCGACCACUACGGCUUUGUGACGUUCUACAACAUGAAAGAUGCGUUCGCAGCCAUCGAGAACGGCUACAAGCUGAGGAGACCUGAUGAGCUGCCCUUUGACCUCUGCUUCGGGGGCAGGCGUCAGUUCUGCAAAUCUACGUACGCCGACCUAGAUUCUAAUCGAGAAGAGGAGGACCCCACUCCAGCGAAAAGUAAGGAGGAGGAGCUGGACUUUGACACGCUAUUGAAGCAGGCACAGAAAGGCUUGAAGCGGUAGCAGAGUCCUGGAGGAAGAGAGGGAGCCAAGAAAGAAAAAAGGAAUGAUGGGGAGAAAAGGUCCCAAAUGUCGCCCUAUUCCCUAUAGAGGGCACUAACCUUAGGGCUCUGAUCCCAAAGCAGUGCCCUCUAUAGAAGGGAAUGGGGUGUAAUUUGGGACUGAGCCAACAAGUCAGCAAGAUUUACCUCAGCUAUACACAUGUGCAUACUUUAACAUUAUAGAAAUGUUGUUUUAACUUGUAUUGGUUCACUUUUAUCAACUCAUCUUAUUUUAUUUACUGUGCUAGCAAAACUUUGUUGAUGCAGUAAAAAUAUUUUUAAGAAAAAAAAUCAUAUGUUAAUUAUUAGAAUAUUGUAAACAAAAUAUUAAAAAGUUUAAAGGAAGGAUCUUUAAAUAUCUUUGUUUGCACUAAUAUUGCAUUUGCAAGCUUUGCUUUUCUCUCGUCUGUUAUAAUGUUUAAAAAGUUGAGAUUCCCUUAGUCAUUUUAUUCCCAAUUAUGAACAUGUUCUUUAUGAAUGAAUAAAGACUAUUAUUGUGUAAUACUGAA
This is a messenger RNA of Salmo salar (Atlantic salmon), 4676 nucleotides long. RefSeq lists its product as uncharacterized. Gene Ontology annotation, molecular function: transcription factor binding; RNA binding. Lineage: Eukaryota; Metazoa; Chordata; Actinopteri; Salmoniformes; Salmonidae. Gene Ontology annotation, cellular component: nucleus. The record is from RefSeq and is a predicted model, not a curated record. Gene Ontology annotation, biological process: positive regulation of transcription by RNA polymerase II.